Messenger RNA from Anopheles darlingi, 9732 nucleotides. RefSeq names its product mucin-19 (gene Jarid2). The coding region runs from base 523 to 8187 and encodes 2554 amino acids. Lineage: Eukaryota; Metazoa; Arthropoda; Insecta; Diptera; Culicidae. Gene Ontology annotation, biological process: chromatin remodeling. Gene Ontology annotation, molecular function: histone demethylase activity; DNA binding. Gene Ontology annotation, cellular component: nucleus. The record is from RefSeq and is a predicted model, not a curated record. The transcript is spliced from 4 exons.
CGCCGCGAAUCCUGACUUUUUCCAUCGCCAGCAACUCGAACAAAGUAAUUUUAUCCUUUUUCCAAGUGCGGUACCAAAUUGGUUGGUUGAUUUUCUCAUCGAAACGACGCACCAAAUAGCCGGGGAUUCAGUGAAAAGUGCGAAAAGUGCAGCGGGGUCGUGCAAAGUGCUCUAAAUAAGAUGAAUCUAGCACGGCGUUGAUGCUGGCUCGCGCGGUGACGAAGUGGUGGCGUUGGCGUUUUUAUUUUUUUUGCAAUUUUGGCCCCCCUUUCUCGCGUCAUCUUUUGUCCGCGCGUUUAUGUGCACUCCGAACAUCGAAUUUAUCAAUGUAAUGCCGCAGCAGGGUAACUGCACCUCCGUUGGGCUGGUGUAGAAAGCCACAAAAGGCCUACACGGCAACAACAACAACACCGCGAACGGUAGGAGCGUAUGCGGUAUCGGCCAGACGUGUAUCUUCCCCAGUGGUUCCUCGGAUCGUUUGUGUUACCAGCUACAACUCGUGUGUGCCUGCGGUAGUGCAUCAUGGUGGUUUCCAAGGAAGGUAGAAGGCGACGCCGAGUCGCCGAUCCUAGUCCCAGUCCUGCCGAUACUAAUGCAGCGCCAGCCAACACUAGUGUGACAACGAGCAGUACUACGCCUCCCGAGCGAGAGCUGUCCCCACCGGAAAUACCGAAGCGGCCGAAGGUACAUGCACAGCGCAAGUUCGCCCAGGGUCAGGGUACCACCUCGUCCGCCUAUCUUAACUCCUACUCGUCUGCCCCGCCAACACCGGCUAAGGAUGCAGCAGGGCGGCCGAACGCGAACGGUGGUAACGGUACCGCGCUAGCGCCGGGAUCAUCAUCGGCACCCGGUUCGGCCAGUGGCACCGGUGCACCCGGUACGCCCGAUGGUGUUACCCCAACGCAGCAAAUGACCGAGCUGUUGCCCAAUAAGCGGCCAAACACGGAAGAUUUCCUUACCUUCGUGUGCUUCCAUCGCACCUCUGCGUUGCCCCCGGCUUUGGAUUUUUUCAACAAAUCAGCUUCCUCCGGUGUUGCCGCUGCAGCUGCCUCUACCGGUGGUCGAGGCUCAAACUCUGUGGGCGGGACCAGCAGCUCACGAGUGACCGCGGCAGCAAAACGGAAAGAAGAAAAGACACCACCGAGCGCCACCAAAGAGAUCGUCACAAAGAAGGGAGACCCAUCAUCACUAGCAGCAUCGUCAUCAUCAUCAUCAGCUGCCGUUACCUCGGCAACGCCAGCGCCUGCUACGUACAUGCCAUUUGCGGUGCGCAAAAGGGCCGCCGAACCACCGGAUGCUGAGUUGCGUUCCGAUCGAAAGCAGCGAUCCCAGGACAAGGUGCAAGCGUUGCGCAAAAAGUAUCGCGAUCAGCGCGUGGCCAAGCUUCGGGCAACGACCGGUAACACGAGGCCGGGUAUACGUGGUGGACCCGCGGGGACGAAAACGCGAUCCGCAGCAAGCCGUGAGCGGGAGAGCACGGACGAAGGAGAGGAUGCCGGUGAAGGAGCCGCCGAAGAAGAGGUAGAAGAGGAGGAGGACGAAGAAGUCGAUGCUGAGGUGGGGAAGGACUCCAAGAAGGCGAAGGAAGCUGUUAAACCGAGCCCUAAGGGAACAAAUAUCAAGCAGGAGUCGAAGGACUCGGAACCGGAGGCAGAUGGUGUAAAGGAUGGAGAGGCAGACGACAAACGACAGACAGGCGCUAAGCGAAAAAGUGGUCUCCGGAGUGGCAAUAGUACCGUUCAAUCCGUGACUCAAUCGAAAGCAAACACUAAAGUAGUAACAGCCGUUGGCAAGGAGACGCCGAGAAAGGAUCAACCAACAGCGGAAGACGGAAAAGGCAAAAAAUCGAUUAAAAAGGAGGAAUCAGUCACUGAAGAAAGCCCCAAGGGUGGCGGUGGCGCAAAGAAGGGUAGCAAAGGCGAAGAAGCGGAUGGUGGUAAGCGUACGACACGGUUGUCUGCAUUACGGAAUCCUACAAAAGCUACGAAAGAAUCGAGCUCCGAAGAUGAUGAACCACUGUCACGAACGGUGCCGAGCAGCGAUAUCGAUAAGCGAUCACCGGUGGAGCUGGAUUUGGGUAAAACCACGCGAUCCGGUCGUAGCCGUAAAUCGGAUCCUACCGGAGGAGGUACGGCUGCCGGUAACCGAAGCGAGAAGAAGGACGCUGGCGAAACGCAAGACAAAAAGGCGCGCCGAUCGGUAUCCGUGCUCAGUCGACGAUCGGACGUUAGCUCGCAACCGAAUGACGCUGGCGGUGGUACCAACAGUUCGGCGAAAAAUGUCCGUAGAGGGGAACCGAGAGCAAAGCAACAACGAACCACCACUGAGACGGCCGGGGAUGGCAUGAACCAUGAUUCGAAGGAGGAACCUUCAACGGAACCUUCUUCAUCACCGACAGCCGCCACCGGUCGAAAGCAGCCAACCGGCGCACGGAAGAAACGUGAAACGGUAGCGAAAAGAGCGGCCAUCACCCCGACAACAUCGGAACCGACAGAAUCACGUGAGCCGCCGGAGAGUGAAAAGCGACCGAACACGGUGGUCUCGAGCGCGGCCACUACCCCGGUGGAAUUGCAGCAGAGUUCCGGUCGACCGUCGAGGAAAACGAAGGAAGCGGCCACACUUUAUAUGGAACUAAUAGGCCGCAAGUUCAAUCAGGAUGACAAAUCCGACGAUGAUGAUGCCUCUUCGCUAGACAGUCUCGAGCUACCGAACGUACGCCGGUUGGAGCAGAUGGAAAACGAGCUCAAAAAGGCGAAUGCCGGUAAGAAGGAAGCCAAGGUAACGGCCGGUGCCGCCUCCACCGUCGUUACUGCGACGACGGUUGCUACCACCGGUGCCAGUGGAACGAAGAACGCGAAAUCGAAGCAAACUGUGACGGGGGAAGAGGCUAAAUCGAAUCGACGCAAAACAAAUGAGGCUCUCGUAUCCAAAGGUGGCACAGGCGAAGAUGAAACGGUGGGGAAGAAGUUGGAGAAAAGCUUCAGUGAUUCCGACGAGGAACCGUUGGCCACUAAGUUUCAGCGGAAAAAGCAACCACAACAACGACAACCGACGGCGCAGGUAGGUGCAAAAGCAAAAGGAGCUAAUGCUGCUGCAGCUGGUGGUGGAAAAUCAGCAAAAAGUCCGGAAAGCAAAAAAGAGGAACUCUCGAACCAGCAUCAGGCGGCACCACCAACCACACCAACCACCGGUUCAAGGGGCAAACGAUCGACCGGACUCGCUUCAUCGCCAGGGAAACAGAACGGAACGACACCACCUUUCACCGGUGGAGCAGUAGGCGCGGGAAGUGCAAUGAAAACGCCAGUAAAAACUGGCGGUUCACGUGGUGCCACCAACAGUUCGAACCAGAACUCACCGGCUGCGACUCAGCCGAUUUUGAAUACCACCCAGGAUCCACUGCGCAGUCCCGAGUCAUCAUCGACGAAGCUAAACCGUUCCGCCGACCACAAUACCACGCUUCAAUCGACGAUCGUUGAGGCAAGCGAAAGUCCGACGAAAGUGAUCCAUCCGACGUUGCCAACUCCUCCUCUCCUUAAUAUACCGACCGUACCGGUACCGCUGAGCCGUACCGAGCCUCCACCGGGUUCACCGUUCACUCGGCAAAUGGUUAAACCAUCCGAGCUGAUAGUACCCUCCGGUCCACUGAAAACUUCUCCACCGGGAACACUGACCGGGAUUGGCUUCACUCCGGAUAUACCCUUCAACCGCACCGCAGGGAAGAGUGCGGAGCUGAUAGCGCUCAGCAGCACGGACUUUAUGAAGAGUUUUGAGGAGCAUGCCGCAAGCGAAGCCGCCAAAGCGGCCACCAGCUCGCUGCUGGGUAAUCUGCUCCCAAGUAAGGAGGAAUCGGAAAAGAUUUUCGGCAUCGCUAGUGUCAGCUUGGCGCAAAGUUCGGGUCCGCUCGAUACCAAGUGUACGCUGGGCAAGUGUGGAUCGGUCCACAAGCCACCGCUGGGGCCGCCCGUACUGACCGAAUCGCUGCUCGGCGGCCAUUUGUCGCCGAGGGAUCGUCGGAAGGCGAAAGUGAACAUGACUCAUGAACAGAUACAGCGGUGGAUCGAUGAAUCGUCCUGGUCCCCGAUUGAGGACGAUCUGCGCGAGGAACCGGAGAUCUCGAGUGCGUCCAUGAGCCGCACACCUCCGCCACCGGGUCAAACGGCCUGGGAUCGGUUAACUGCAUCGGAAUCGAACAAUCUAAAUGUACCGACGGUAGUGUCCACACCGGUCACAACACCGACAACCAGCGGUUUGGUAACAUCCACUCCCGUCACCAGCACACCCGUCGCAAAUGCCGGUACCGGUGAAGAGAUAAAUGGAACCAAGACGUCAGCAGCAACAAUGGUCACCCAAAGCUCACCACAGGCCACCACGGUCGGAGGAGCGAUCGCACCGAAACCGACCUCGGAACUACUUGCACCGAAAGCUAUAGCAUCACCACCAGUCGCCACUGGUGGCCGGGGAAGCGGGAAAGGCAACGAACGGGAAUCACCAUUGGUUACCAUAGCUACCCCGGCCGGAGGUGAAACAUCCGAGGCAAAUGUCACCUCUACCACGGUCGGUGGUAAGCGUGAAGCGAAGGAGUCGGAAAAUCAACGAAAAAAACUGAAACCGAACCCAACGGCUACCGCUGCCGCGGCGACUACAACACCAACGGCAUCACAAACACCAUCCAAAUCGCAAUCACCGGCCACCACGCCGACUGAUCGUAAGCCAAUCUAUCGCACGGCAACCGGACGCACUCCGGUGUACAAACAGCAACAGGCUCAGCAGCAGCAGCAGCAGCAGCAGCAACAACAACAACAACAACAACAACAACAAGACACUACUGCUGCAUCUAAGUACCAACAAUCCCAGCAGGCGACGAGCGUUGCUGCUCAACCAAACCACCACCAAAGUGUACCAUCGGCGAACACAACGAACACGAAGAUGACGACGGGAGCAUCGCAGAUGGCCGCGAUAGCAGCUAGCGCCAGCAAUAAGUUCGGUGCGUUCUCACCCGUUAACGAACCGAGCGUCUAUUCGUUCGACAAUGAAGAUCAAUUCAUGCCAGUAGCGACACCUUUCCGGCGGCAGCAUGGGCGCCGCGAGUCGUGCAAUUCAUCUGCUCGCGACGACCCAGCUGGCGGUCCAUCGGCGUGUAUCAAACGCGAACCCGCGCCUACUGCUGCAUCUUCCGAGGAGUCGAAAGCAGCAAUAACAGCAGCAGCAGGGGCAAUUGGUGGAGCUGUUGGUGAUUCAGGGUUUCAGAAACCACCACUCGUUAGCACCGCUACGGCUGGAGGUUCUACCAAAGGACAACCAUCGGUCAGUGCAAGCAUGCAACCAAAUACUACGGACAAUCGUAAAUCGGCCGAUACCGGCGGCAGGGCUAGCCGCUCCUCCGCAACGGCGGUUGCCUUGCAGGACGAUACCGAUAAGCUUUCCAAGACAUCGACUGGAACGGGGCGUAGUCGUGAAGGGCCCGCAGCUGGAGUGAAGCUAGAACCCGAAGCACCGACGGAUGAUAGUGAAGCGGAAGGUCAAACGUUUUAUAUUCCCCUGCAAGGGCCCACCUCAACCGGUGCUGCUGGUGCGAAACCGGAUCAACUGAUACAGGGUGUGGCGGUCAAGCUCGGUACCGAGGGACCGGAUGGACCGAACCAGCGUGUAAUCAUGCACGCGAAGCUGGUGACCAAGGCGGAAAUGGGAACAAAUCCGACCACGCUGCCUGAGUCGAUGAAUGUGCAGGAGCUGGUAAAAAGCCUCACGGCACAGGUGGGAUUAGCUGGAGCUGGCGCUGCAUCCUUGGGUAAGGAUGCGGGAAUCAUCUCCAAGCUGAUGCCGAUCGGUGCCAUUCAACCACGCUUUAAAGCAACCGAAGGUGGUGCCUCUGCAGCACCGGUGGAACAACGUUCCGAAGGACGAAGCAGUGUCGAACCGGUGCCUCGUCCCGGUGGUCUCUCGCGGAUCAAUUCCAACUCGUCACUAUCAUCUUCGCAGCGAUCCAAACCGACGACCGGUAAAGCGAUUGCGACGACAUCAGCGGUUAAACAGCAACUGCCGCCGGCAAACCUACCCCAAGCGGACAACAGUACAGCGUUCCCGAGGCGUGAUGAACCCGCCCAGAUGGUAGAAGCACCUGUGUUUCGGCCGAGCGAGAAAGAGUUCCAGGAUCCGCUCGAGUACAUUGAGCGUAUCGCGCCCGUCGCGUCCCGGUUCGGCAUUUGUCGUAUCAUUCCUCCGGCCAGUUUUAAACCGGAGUGCCGCAUUGCGGAUGAUAUGCGCUUCAUGGCGUACAACCAGUACGUGCACAAGAUGCUGCACCGGUGGGGCCCGAGCGCGAAAGAGUACGCCGCCAUUAAGAAGUAUUUGGCCACGCAGAGCAUCAACCUGCAGUCGCCACCGGUGAUCGGUGGGAUGGAGGUGGAUCUGCCGCGCCUCUACCACACGGUACAGGAGCUGGGCGGAUUAAAGGAGGUGAUCGAGAAGAAGCGAUGGGCCCGCGUGGCGGAGGAUAUGUGCAUUCCGAAGGCUGCCCACGAUCGCGUCUCGAAGCUUGACGACAUCUACUGCAAGUAUCUGCUACCGUACGAUACGCUGUCCCACGGCGAGCGCCAGAAACUGUUCGACGAGGUUGAGGCGGAUUGGGCGAAGCGGGAAGCGAAGGCGCGCCGCAAUGCGGACAAGGGUGUCGACUCGGAUAUCCGUACCAGCGGUGAAUCGGACGAUGACGAGGAGGGUGAAUCGAACGAGGAUGAGGAUGAAGAGGACGAAGACGAGUGUACGAUGGAGUGCAUCGUAAAGGGACGGAACAUGCCGCUGAAGGAGUUUUUCCGCAUCGCGCGCAACACGAUGUCACUGUGGUUCCGCAGUGGUGAACCGACGGUCCAGGAGAUCGAGGCCGAGUACUGGCGGCAUGUGGCGGUUCGUGAUAGCCACGUUUGCGUUCACUCCGGUUCCAUCGAUUCCAGUGCGCUGGGCUUUGGCUUUCCGAGCCCGAAGGUGAAGGGAUCGUCCUGUGCCAAACACCCUUGGAAUCUGAAGGUUCUGACCAAUAACAAUGGCUCGAUACUGCGCUCGUUGGGUCCGGUGAUGGGCAUCACGAUACCGACGCUACAUGUAGGCAUGCUGUUCAGUGCUUGCUGCUGGUACCGCGACCCGCAUGGCCUGCCCUGGAUCGAGUAUUUGCACACCGGAGCGAAUAAGAUCUGGUACGGUGUGCCGGAUGAACAGAAUGCUAACUUCCGGGCUGCGCUAACCGUGCUCGUACCGACGCACUGUCAGAACAAAACCAUCUGGCUACCGUGCGAUACGGCCAUGGUACCACCGCACAUGCUGACCGAUCGGAGCGUUUCGCUGUGCCGAACCGAGCAACAACCGGGCCAGUUCGUUGUGGUCUUCCCACGGGCGUACACUUCCAGCCUGUGCACUGGGUAUGCCGUUUCGGAGAGCGUUUACUUCGCCACCAAUAGCUGGCUUGAUACGGCUAAGGACGAUUUCCGGGAUAUACAGGAAAGCUGUGAACCGACCAUGUUUUCCGUGGAGCAGCUGCUCUUUGCAAUCGCCAAUGAUCAGCGCAGCAAUCCGGAUACGCUCGCACAAGCCUAUCCGAUGAUUGUUGAUUUCUACGAAAAAGAGAAGCAACAGCGACAGGCGCUCAAGGAUCACGGUGUGACGCAGUCCGAGAAAAUCGAAUCGAAGAAGAAAACCGUCUCGUUGGAUGAGUUUGAGUGUGAAACAUGUCGUGCCAAUCUGUACCUGUCGCUGGUUAAGGUUAAGGUAACGGCUGACGAGGACGAUAAGGAGGACGAAGCGGGUGGCAGCAAUUCGGCCGAUGAAGAGGAGGAAGAGCGACUCUACUGUCUGAAGCACGCGAUCAAGUAUCUCGCCGACGGUCAGCUGCAGACGAAACAUUGCCGGCUAGCGUACACCUACUCGCUGGAGGAGAUCGAUGAGGUGCUGAAGAGGAUGCAGGAUCGCAUCGCUAGCCGUAAGUCGAUCAAAUCGAGUGCUGCCAGUAGUAAUGCCGGUGGUGGCGGCGGUGUUAGUGGAGGUGGUGCUGGAGCUGGUGCUGCAGCUACAGGAAGUGCGAGCGGCGGUGCCGGUCGUGGAAAAUCGACGCUAAAUCUCGCAUCCACCUCAUCGCAAUCAUCUUACCAGGCACCAACUCACAGUAAAUUUUCCGGAAUGGCAACCAUGUUGAAGUAGAGGUCGUCGUCUUGUGUCCGAUGUAAUCUCUCUUCUCGAGCGGCGGUGGCGACGACGGCACUGCCAUGUGCAAUGGAACAACGGUUUCUAAGUUUAAAGGUCGCGCCGGUAAGGCGCCGCGUCAACGCAAUCUUUUUAAAUCCCAUCACAAACCCAGCACAGGCAGCCACUAGUUUCGCUGAUAGCAUAUCAAGAUUCCAAGAUUCGAGAAACUCGAUACCAUUUCUAGGUUUUAAUAUUAUGUGUCAAGCUUGCGUUUACAUUACCACAUUCGUCUUGUGGUCUACACAUCACAGUAUUGCAAUAUUAGCUACCCAUCAUCACCAGAAUCUGUCAAGAUAGCGAAUUAUCUAACUGAUAAUCUCCACGUAUUUGUCUCUAUCUAGGUUAACCGGCGGUAGAGGAUUGAAAAGGUAUGCUUCUUCUUUCAUAUGAGACGAUCAGAGAGGGUAUACAAUACUUUGCAAGCGAAAUGCGUCGUUUCCUUUUGAUUCGCAAAAUCAACUCCCUCGUGAGAGAAUGGUAGAAGGCUUUAGCGAUCAUAUAGUGACUGGGGCGGAGGCAACAUACCGCUUAUAAGGCAGCAAGAAACGUUUCGCUAAGAGCGUACGCUGUAACAAGUAGACUAAUCGGUGAAGAAAGACUUGCUUCCUACCCAUACGGUACAGCGUGAACGUGCGUAUAAUCGCAAUCAAUUCUAUAAUAGCGUUACCCUUUGAGGUUUGUUUUUUUGUUGUGUAGAGAGCAAUUCAUGAAAGGAGAUUCUUUUCUAUUCCUACUAAUCGAUCGUGUGUUUACUUCGGUCGGACACCAAUUUACGUUUCACGCCCUCUUUCGCUAGCUGAGAGUAAGUAGGACUAUGCUUUUCAUUUAAUCCUUUUUCUUUAGGAAGCGGCCUCGAUUGUAGACUCCCCUUCCAUUCCAAAUGUAAAUGUGUGUACGUGUGUUAAAGAAUGAGUGUGCGUGUAUGUGUGUAUGUGUGUCUGUUUGUGUACUAAGAGGACAUGGUAGGAGGUGGAAUCGCUUAUGGUUGCAAGUCUAUCCCAAGAUGUUUAUGUGUUGCGAUACUGGAUGCUCUAGUGACUUGUAGCCAAUCAGAUCGAACGUCGAACGGCAUAGCUAAGCGUGAUACGAUGAAAACACAAUACAAACUCCCCAAGAACUUGGCGGUUUAUUCUUCAAUCGAGAACACACAACCGUAUAACUAGACACAGAGGUGAUGCACAGAUGGAGCGAUAGAAAGCAAAAAUAAUGAAUGCAGAUUAAAAAUUUAUUUACCUCCAACAUUUCGGACAAAACGGUGCACCGUUUGGAACCUAGACAGCUUAAGGAGAUCGAAAGUAAUAGUCACCACAGCGUCAAAUGUGGAAUGGAGUGAUUGAGAAUACAUGUUUAGAGAUAGAAUUCCCUAUAUAGCGGCGAUUUAUAUAAUUUUCGUUGUGUUUUUAUAGCUGAAAAGAAACGGGAGAAUCUUCAUUUAAAAAGAAGACGACGGCCAAAUCGAAGAGUAUAAUAAGACACCUGGAAGCGACGCAACCGUGGUAG